Molecule: messenger RNA, 2674 nt
Organism: Tigriopus californicus
Lineage: Eukaryota; Metazoa; Arthropoda; Copepoda; Harpacticoida; Harpacticidae
Product: cyclic AMP-responsive element-binding protein 3-like protein 2
Exons: 5
Coding region: 265-2055 (596 amino acids)
Biological process (GO): regulation of transcription by RNA polymerase II
Cellular component (GO): nucleus
Molecular function (GO): DNA-binding transcription factor activity, RNA polymerase II-specific; RNA polymerase II cis-regulatory region sequence-specific DNA binding
Source: RefSeq, a predicted model, not a curated record
GAUAGAUCCCAGUUCUUGACGAGAAAUUUUCCCGUGUAAUCACCGUGUUCAAGGUGUCCGUGGUGUUUCAAGUCCUAACAGCCUCCGUGAGACUCCCCCCUCUCCGCUUCCCACGCCUCCUGGGUCCUUUGGCCCCCGGCUCCACCUCCCCCCCCCCAUUGAGUGACCUGGUUGGUGGUUCCAGUCUGGAUUUCAUCAGAAAAGAAGUCUCUGGAGCCCAAGUCCCAUUAGAGUGAAGCCAGUGAAAGGAUCCAUUGUGACAAGAUGAGUUCGGAUUUUGGCUUAUUAGACAUCCUUAUCAACGAUGCGGGCUUGGCCAGUGGCUCGCCCAGCCUAGAUAUGGGCGAUUUUGAGGGCGUGGAGCCCUUCAAAUUGGGCCAAUCUGGAGGCGGGUCGGAUAUGCUAACCUAUAGCAUGGAACAGAGUGGGAUUUUGCCGAGUGACAAGAACCUGGAAUCCAAUCCCGAUAGAAUCUGGGGCAAGGAAACCGACGACCUCCUUCAAUCCAUUCUGACUGGGAAUGACAGUCACUUGGGUUUUGGAUGCUCAGAAUUCGAUGGACCUUUCUCGGACACGAGCUCGGACUCGGGAUGCAAUCUGGAGCAGCAACUUCUCUCGCCUGGAUCCAGUUCCAUAACCCAUCUGGACGACCAGAAUCAGACUCUGAGUCCACAAUCUGGCACGUCCUCCUCCUCCCCCUCCAGUGGAGGAAACCUCAUGGAAUACGUUUCGAGCAACACCGAAGAGGAAGACAAUGAUCAACCUUUGCAAGUGGUGAAUCCGGUCACAAAUUCUCCUGAACCAAUCACGAUUGUAACAUCGGCCACACAAGCGAAGAAGAACCCCAAGAACUUUGCCCAAAUCAUCACCCCAGUCAAGCCUGGACUGGUCACAACCUCAGCCACGAGAUCCAUCAACGUCCAACAGAUCAAGACCAUUCCAAGCGUACAAACUGGAACCACCACAACGAUUGUGCUCCCAGUCAUCAACGCCCGACAACAAACCUUGAAGUCACCUUCAUUAUUGCAACCAUCUCCUCCAUCAUCGAAGCGGAGACGGAUUUCAGUGUCCUCGAGUGAUUCUGGCCUAGACGAUAUCGUGACCACGCCCUCUCCAGUUCGGGGAGGUGGCUCAUCCUCUACGUCCAAGUAUCCCCCGUUGCUUUUGAAUGAGGAGGAGAAACGUCUCUGCGAACGAGAAUGCGUGAAAUUGCCCUCUCAUUAUCCGUUGAGUCGGGAGGAGGAGAAGAAUUUAAAACGAAUCCGAAGGAAAAUCCGAAAUAAGGUGUCGGCCCAGGACUCGAGGAAACGGAAAAAAGAAUACGUGGAUGCCAUGGAGGAACGGGUCCGCAAUUGUACGAACGAAAACGACGAGCUGAACAAGAAAAUCGAGCUCUUGGAGACUCAGAAUAAGACCUUGGCUGGACAAUUGCGCCGGUUACACCAGAUCAUCACCAACGGAGGUCUCAAGCAAACCCAAACAUCUACGGCCAUGAUGGUCCUUCUUCUCAGCACAGCGCUGUUCCUCAUACCCGGAUUUAAGGACCAACAAGAAAGCAAAUGCGAUUUGGACAUUACGCAAGCGGUGAAGAUGCCCCCCAUGCCCGGCCAAUCCCGCUCUCUUCUUCACUUCACACCGCAAAACACCAUCAAGCAAGAGUUCGCAGCCAAUCCGGCCAUGAAUGGCGAGGAGCUCACAAAUGGUUUGGAGGACGCAGUCACUCCCCGCAAGAAUACGCCCAUGGCGGAUCACGAUUACUUCGCGACCAAGAUGGGCCGGAUGUCAGCGGGAUCAGUGGGGCGAGUGGGCGUGGGGAAGAGCAUACUGGACACGUCUCGCAAGGUCAGCUACAUAGAAGAGGAUGCCCCGCCCCUAGGGUAUGGGCCGGAUAAGCUGAUGGAUGUCGUGGGAGCGGUGGAAGAGGUGAAGGCGGAACCGUUCAUCGAGGUCGAGGUCACCACAAGCGAUGAGAUCAUUGAAAAACGCAUUAAUGUGACCAGUGGCGAGUCUGGCAUGAGAACGGUGGUUCUCCACGUUCCCAAGGACUUCAAAUAAAUCCGUCGAUGUUAACGCGACUUUCUGGGAAACAAUAUUGUACACAAAACGCAUGUCUGUCUGACCGACAACGAGAUAUCGAGACGAUCCUGAGUGGAAUUCGGGCUAUUUGAAUUUUGAAUUCAGUACUAAACUAAUUGAGCUAAAGCAUCCCUGUGAUAAUUGCUAAAUGUGAAAUUUCUUUCGAAAGGACACGCUACGUUUUUUGAACAUUUUUCCCUCUCACAAACCCCUCGGUGUUCUUUUUUUUUUAAAUCAAGAUUAAUUGCGUUCCACUUGGUUGUCAUCAUUUCUCGAAGUCCGAGUCGACCUAGAAUUGUAUUUUUCUUGCCUUGGGAAGAGCCCAUAUGUAGCUAUAUUUCAUUGUACUUCCGUAAGGAUACAAUGCUAUAUUCAGGCUCGCCCCUCCCCCUCCCACAAAACCUCAAAGCUCCCUUAAACUUCUGAUCAUCAUGGCCUCAUGUUUGGAAAUCCAAUAAGGAUUCAUUUGUUAAUAUGUGUCAUCAUCUCUGUGCUUUUGAUUAUGUAUUCCUCCGUUGUUGAAGAACUGUUUUAUAUACCACCUACAAAAAUGUAAAUAGUGCAAAAACAAAGAUAAAAUAAAAGGCAAACAUAUAAA